UGUUCUCUUCACAUUCUUUGCAACUCCCAGUUUUACUUUUGACAAACUCUCUCUUCCCACCCUCCCUCUCAAAUAAAAAUCAGUCCAGUAAUCAAAUUCGCAAUUUUUAAGGUUUCGAAAGAUACAUGGCUGAGUUGGUGGACAAGCAAAUGGAAGAAACAGAAGAUGACCCCAUCAUGCCAGAUGAAGUGGAUUCAUCUGAGGGAAGCUUCCAACAGAACAUCAGCAUCUCAUCUCUCAUGUUAAUGGAUGGGGGUUCACAUGAAAUGAAUCCAAGUUGUUCAUACAAGUCCAGUUCUUACAGGAGUUUGGAAAACUGUGUUAAAUUUCCUGACCACAUAAAGCAGAAGGAGGACAUGGAAAUUCAAGAUGUUGUUAGGCAGUAUGCUCUCUGUUUCCUUCCAGCCAAGUCCUUGAGCAGGUUCAAGACUGUUUCUAAAGAGUGGCUUAGUUGGAUAAACUGUCCCUUUUUUGUCCACACGCAGACAAACCGCUUCAGGCAUAUUUCUGGUCUUUUCUGUCAGUUUCCUGGCGAGAGUCCCUCCUUCAUAUCACUCAAUCCAGUUGCUUAUGGCGUUCCUAACCCCACUCUCUGUUUCUUGCCUGAACCUGUUGACGUAAGAACCUCUUGCAAUGGUUUACUUGGCUGCCAAAGCCGCCUCGGAGACAAUGCCUACUACAUCUGCAACCCUGUGACUGAGGGAUGGAGGAUGGUUCCAAAGCCAAUUUUAUAUCAUGGACCUGAAACAGCCAUAGCACUUGCCUUUGAACCUGAUAUACUCAACUUUGAAGCGCAAUACGAGCUUAUUUGUGCGGUCACUUUACCUGACCAGGCAGCUCUUCAGUUUGAAAUAUACUCUUCAAGGACAAACUCUUGGAGAGUCUCCAAUGAUGUAUGCUUGGAGCUGGAUGCUCUGCCUCUAAAUGGUGAUGGUUUCUACACCAGAGGAUUUGUCUAUUGGGAAACCGAAUCAGGUACAGUUCUGGUUUUCGAUUUAAAGGAAGAAGUGUAUGGGAUUGUCAGUCUCCCACCAAGUAGAAAACCAACUGGUGCUUUGACAGAUAUGCGGGGGGAGUUAUGCUACCUCUUGCCUCACAAAGAAGAUGAUGCAUGGUCAAUUGAGGUCUACGGGAAUAUGGACAUGAGCCUGCGGUGUAUAAUUCCUCUUCACUCUGAGUUUUUGGGACACCUUGUAGAUGGAGAAUGCCGGGCUUUGGCAUUUGUGAAUGAUGACACACUGAUCAUUACUCUUGGGAAGAAAGUGAUUGCUUAUCAUGUAAGAGCACAUAGGAUGGAACGGUUAAGUGAUGCCAGGACUGAUGGUUUUGUGAAGUAUAUUCCGUACGUGAACAGCUUUGCACCUGUGGGCCAUUUCAUGCAUGACGCAGCAUAGUAUCCGUGAGAUUUGAUCCACAGUUAAUCCACAAAGUCUCUCUCAACCUGAAUUUAUUGAUUCAAGGAUGGAUGUCUCAGGAUUAUUGACUAUAUAUAUAUAUAUAUAUAUAUAUAUAUUUUGUUCUUGUGAAGCAUCAGACAUGACUUCUGCUCAAAUUCAGAAUUUGGUGGAAGUUAAACAUUGAAUUUCCUUUUGAAGUUUGAAUUCCAGUUCUUCAUAGGGUACUUUGACUCGACGCUGGUGCUUUUAAAGCAUUAUGAUUGAAUGAUGUAAAUUUUCGUUUCUCUGAUGUUCUAUCACUGUUGUGACGGGCUAAUAAACUAGCUAUGAUAGAGGUUCAUAAACGCCACCAUCUUCCAUUUGCAAU
Molecule: messenger RNA, 1764 nt
Organism: Populus euphratica (Euphrates poplar)
Lineage: Eukaryota; Viridiplantae; Streptophyta; Magnoliopsida; Malpighiales; Salicaceae
Product: F-box protein At5g49610-like
Exons: 3
Coding region: 126-1394 (422 amino acids)
Molecular function (GO): protein binding
Source: RefSeq, a predicted model, not a curated record